UCUCCAACACAACAUACUAGCCAAUACUACCGCCUUAUCCACAUGCAUUGGAGUCCUGGGCCCCGGCGUACCGGCUCCAGCCAUGUCGGCAAGGAAUGCAGCGGCUGGCGGCGGUGACAGAGCGACAGGGGAACCGACAGGGGAUGUGCUGGUGGAGGAAAACCAAAGCCAUUCUGUCUCUCUGCCCAGCUUGAUGACCCCCACCUCAGCCGCUGGCAUGACCUCGGGAAUGGAACUGCCCCGGAAACGCAAGGGAAGCAUGGACAUGGAAACCAAAUCGGCCUCCAAUCUGGUUGCAGAUAUGAAAGAUGAAGAAGACCGGUCUGAAGGGGAGGACUCUCAGGCAAAAAUUAAAUGCUUCAGGGAACCUCACAGCCAGAUCGAGAAGCGGCGGCGGGACAAGAUGAACAACCUGAUCGACGAGCUGUCGGCCAUGAUCCCCACCUGUAACCCCAUGUCCCGCAAGCUGGACAAACUCACUGUGCUCAGGAUGGCUGUGCAGCACCUCAAAUCCCUCAAAGGUUCCACCUGUUCCUUUACUGAAGCCAAUUAUAAGCCUUCAUUCCUCCCUGAUGACGAGCUCAAACACCUCAUUCUCAAGGCUGCAGAUGGGUUCCUGUUCGUAGUGGGCUGUGAUCGCGGAAAAAUAGUAUUUGUCUCAGAGUCCGUCGCCAAGACACUGAAUUACAGCCAAACAGAACUGAUUGGACAGAGUCUCUUUGACUACAUUCACCCAAAGGACAUGGGGAAAGUAAAGGAGCAGCUCUCAGCUUCUGAGUUAUACCCCCGCGAGAGACUAAUAGAUGCCAAAACGGGCCUGCAGGUCCAGGCUGACCUCCCGGUCGGAGCAGCUCGGCUGUGUCCAGGUGCGCGACGCUCCUUCUUCUGCCGCAUGAAGUACCACAAGAUAUCAGUCAAACAGGAGGACAAGGAAUUCCAGCCCAGUACCUCCAAAAAGAAAGAGUCUGAGAAGUACUGCACUGUCCACUGCACGGGCUACAUACGCAGCUGGCCCACCAGUCAGCUUGGGGAGGAAGGGGGCGAGGGGGAGGCUGACAAGGACAGCUCCCACUUCAGCUGCCUGGUGGCCGUGGGCCGCGUCCACCCCCACGUUGCCUCUCUGGUCAGCGGGGUCAACGACGUCCUGGUCAAAGCAACGGAGUUCGUCACACGCUAUGCCAUGGACGGCAAGUUCACCUUCGUCGACCAACGAGCCACCACUGUCCUAGGAUACUUACCCCAGGAGCUGCUUGGGACGUCAUGCUACGAAUACUUCCAUCAAGAUGACUUGCCACAUUUAGCAGAACGUCAUCGAAAAGUGCUGCGGAGUAAAGAGAAAAUUGAGACAAAUUGCUACAAAUUCAGAACGAAACAUGGCUCUUUUGUCACACUACAAAGUCAGAUGUUUAGUUUUAUAAAUCCCUGGACCAAAGAAGUAGAAUACAUAGUGUCAACCAAUACUGUCAUAUCCAGUGACCACAGUCGAACAGACAGAUCUGGGGACAAAGCAGAACAGUUGAGUAAUUCCAAGGCUUCUGAAGACGAUGGCAAUAAGUCUCUCCCCAUCAUCCUGGGGAUCUCCAGUACUUCCAGUACCAUGGUCUACGCGGGGAGUAUCGGGACCCAGAUCGCUAAUGAGCUGCUGGACUACAACAGGAUGAACUCAUCCCCAUCCAGCGGUAAUGUCAGCCCCUUCACUGUGCUGAAGGACAAGUCUCCUCUGCAACUCACACUGUCCAGCAGCAACGUGCCAAAUGGAGAGGUGGCAGACCUGGAGAUGCCAGGGAAGUCCAGUUCAGAGGAAGGAGAACAACAAGAACACAGAAGACCACAAUUCCCUGCAGGAGAAUCACUCAUGGGGGAAACUUCCCAGCUGGAUAUGGAGAAUAUGAUGGACCCCGGCCUGGGAGGCCUUAGUAAUGAUGAGGCAGCCAUGGCAGUGAUAAUGAGCCUGCUGGAGACGGACGCCAACCUGGGCGAGGCUGUGGUCAUGGACGAGAUGAACUGGUCCCUCUGAACUGGUCCCUCUUUGGCGCAGCUCUACUGAAACUCGCCACAUCUCACACACUGCACUGA
Messenger RNA from Coregonus clupeaformis (lake whitefish), 2076 nucleotides. It is a transcript of the gene bmal2, whose product is annotated as aryl hydrocarbon receptor nuclear translocator-like 2. Lineage: Eukaryota; Metazoa; Chordata; Actinopteri; Salmoniformes; Salmonidae. Gene Ontology annotation, cellular component: nucleus; cytoplasm; transcription regulator complex. The record is from RefSeq and is a predicted model, not a curated record. The coding region runs from base 83 to 2017 and encodes 644 amino acids. Gene Ontology annotation, biological process: regulation of transcription by RNA polymerase II. Gene Ontology annotation, molecular function: protein dimerization activity; RNA polymerase II cis-regulatory region sequence-specific DNA binding; DNA-binding transcription factor activity, RNA polymerase II-specific. The transcript has 16 exons.